Molecule: messenger RNA, 4248 nt
Organism: Lytechinus pictus (painted urchin)
Lineage: Eukaryota; Metazoa; Echinodermata; Echinoidea; Temnopleuroida; Toxopneustidae
Product: three prime repair exonuclease 2-like
Exons: 2
Coding region: 721-1731 (336 amino acids)
Biological process (GO): DNA catabolic process
Cellular component (GO): cytoplasm
Molecular function (GO): nucleic acid binding; 3'-5'-DNA exonuclease activity
Source: RefSeq, a predicted model, not a curated record
AACUUAAGAGCAUGCGUGCUCUCUGCUCUGCUAUUGCUCUGUGCUCUUGACACCCUGACUGCUUUCCAGAGACUUUAAGAAGACAUAAUUAUGGUAAUUAUCAUCAAAUUAUAUUACAGAGUGAAUGGGGGUAUUAUUCACUGAAAAUACCGGUCAAUUAAUCAUAUGUAAUCCUGGACGUAUACCCCGUUAAAUUGAAUUGAGCUGAGCCGAAGCCGAGGAGCCAACACUAAAAAACAGCAACUAGCAUUAGCAACACUACGAGUACAGUUAAGUUGGAACGAACGAGUGACGACAUGUCGGCGUCAUGACGCGUAGUAUUGCGCAAUAAAUGGAACUGGAAGUAAACAAGUGAAGUUCUGUAAUGAUGCAGUCUUGCUGUACUCCGCCAAUUUUACUGAACAAUUGGAAGUGAUAUUGCCUCUACACUGAUAGUGAAAAUCACUGUAUAUUGCUAGAUCUUUACAUCCAGAUCCAGAAGGAUAUUAUAAGUUUUUUAACAAAUCUAACACAAUUGCAAUGUCGACUAAGAAAUUUGUGUGGGCUGAGCUGCAAAGUUAAGCCGCUAGUAUGAUGUACCGGUACAUGCAUUCACAUUUGCAGCAGCAGCAUGUGCGGUGACUGCUGUCUUCAGUGUCUGUAGACUGUACUCUGCUAAUCAAAUCUGGGGAGAGCAAUGUACUUUUCCAAGAUCUAUCUCAACACCUUAAUGUUGUAGCCAUGGAUAACGAUACUGGACCAGGAGAGAUCAGGAUUAAUAGCUUUGUCUUUCUUGAUUUGGAAACAAGUCAUCUCGAGAAAGGUGACCGGCCAACAAUAAUUGAAAUGAGUCUGUUUGCAGUCCACCGGACAGGACUUCUCCACCCAGAUGUCCUCGCGUCAGUAAAUCGUGCCAAAAGACAAGAUACGACGUACGAUCUGUCGAAGGUGCUAUUUCCAAGAGUCGUUGACAAGUUGACUCUCUGCUUGGACCCGCGAAAGCAGACGAGCGCUCAGUCGUUUUGCCUCACCAAAUUAGACAACCUUAAUCUUUGCGAGAGCAAGAAGAUGGCCCUCGAUAAAGAUGUGAUCUCCAUGCUGAACAUCUUCUUGAGACGACAAGAGGGACCAAUCUGCCUGGUUGCUCACAAUGGAAACAGAUUCGACUUCCCCAUGUUGAGGACGGAACUCUCUCGUGUGACUGCGAACGAACCCUUUGAAGAUUUUCUCUGUGCAGACUCAUUGGAUGGCUUCAGGGAUAACUUUGCUUCAGAGGUCAAGCAGGUGGAGGAUCCAGGCUUCCUGAAACGAAAGAAUCCAGAGCGUGAAGGUUCAAAUCUUCCAGCAAAACGAGGGACAGAUAUGUCCGACACCAUCCCCACCAUCCAUACAUCAAGCAAUGCUGCGUUCCCUUCAUCAGAUCAUGCUGCUGUUGCUGAUAAUGGUGAUGAUAAAGUGAACGACCGCAGUACUUCUGAUAACACACCGGAUCGGACCCUCGCCAAACGCCCCUCCCCUCCCCCGCCCCCAAGGAAAAUCUCGUACUCCCUCAUCAAUAUAUUCAAGAGAACUUUUGGAAGGGAACCACCAAUUUCUCAUUCUGCGGAAGAUGAUGUCGCAUCCUUAAUCAAGGUUCUUCAACCGAGAAUGGAGGAGUUUGUGAAAUGGGCUGAUGUACGUGCCGUGCAAUACAAAAAUAUUGACUACUAUUACAAGCCCCUCAAGCCCAGACGUAAAUUGUUUGAUGAUUGAUUGCCACAUGUACAUGUAUUUUUUACUGCGUCUGUCUCUUUUAUCGUUUCUCGGUUGGAGAUCAUGUCAUCUGGAUCUUACCAAAUUUACAGUCAAUCACUUUCUAAUAUUAAGUGCUAGACAGUUAUCACACGCUCAUCACAUGACAUACUACACAUGUAGGCCUUGCCGCCCAAGUCACUUGUUAAUUGUAUUCAUGAAUAAAUUAUAUGAGAUUGAUGUGCGAGGACUUAAAUGCAUAACAGCAUUGGAAGCAACUAGGGACCCUGUAAGUGUAAGGUGUAGUGUAAUAAUUGGAGAACAAAUUUCUAUGAUUGCAUUCAGUGGAAAAUCAAGAGUUCACUCAUUGCUAAAAGAUUGGUGAUUUGGGCAAACAACAACAAAAAACAUUUAUUUUGACUACUGAUGCACCAUGUAAAUGUGAACCGGAAUAAAGAUGUGUUAUAUAUUUUUUCUGUUUAGAAUGUAUAUAUUGACAUGCAGCUGAUAUUAGAAAAUAUUACAAUUUAGAAAAAAAUAUAUUGUUGUUCUAAAUGUAUAUAAAGCCAUUGAUAAAUUUCAGUGGAAAGUUAGUUUAGAUACAUUCUCUUGGAAUACAAGUAAUGAAUAUAUCAUGGAACUAUUAAACUAUUGUGUAUUCUUGAUGCUCAUUUAAAGAUAAACACUGGCAGUAGUAACGACAGAAAAUGUUCACAAAAUUGAACAAAAACUAUAAAUAAAUAAAUUAGGUAAAGCAAAUGUAGAUAAACUAUACUUCCUUAAGAUCUUGCCAGAGUUACCACUGGAAAUCAUGUAAAUGUUAUAUAUUAUCAUGUAGAUUACAUGUCAUCUUAAAGGGAUGGUCCAGGCUGAAAGUAUUUAUAACUUAAGGACGUUCCACAGUUAUGUUUGUGCGCAUUAUGAUCUGCGCAUAGUUUACAACCUGCGCGCUGACGUCACAAUGGAUGAACAGGUGAUUAAUUAGCUGCGGGUAUGUUCUGAUUUUUCUCAUCUUCUGCACUUUAACUGCAGAUCCGAUGCGUUCUUUUAUGAAGCUAAAAAAUUGAAUUAUUCCAUGGACCAUUCAAAAAAAGAUUCUCUACAAUUUCAAAAUACUUUACUCUGCAGUGCUGCCAAGAAUCACAAAUAUUACCCCGAGUUUGAAUAAAUGGUAGAGUGGUUUUGAUUUUUUCUUCACAUAGAUACAAAGCAUUCGGCGCAUUAAUGGUGUUUUAAAAAGCACAUUUGCUCUAAUAAAAAUACUGAUAGUUUAAAAACAAGCACAUGAACCCCUAUUUUUUAAUGUUUGUUCCUCUUAGGUAUACCUUUCGCUACAACUCUACAAAUUUUGGUGAAAAUGACAUGGAUUUUGAAUAAAGUGCAGCAUUUAUUGUACUUUUGUAGUUUGUUACUGAAAUAUCACAUUUUUUAGAUUGGGAUUUUGUUAUCUUUUACGCCAUUUUUAAGAACUGACAGUGCUGUUAAACUUAAAAUUGCAAACAAAUAGCACUAUAAAUAUAUUCUCCAUUCUAACGAUACAAUUAUCAACUCUCUUGCGAAAUUUGAUGACUUUUUCAUGUAUUUUGACUGAGUAAUACAGGUUUAAACUCAUUGUAGUAAUCUUGGGCGGUCUAAAAAUGCCAAAUUCUUUUGAAUGCGCAAUUCUUAAGAACAUCAAUAUGGACCUAUGUUAAUUUUUGCAUAUUUCGAAUAUUGAGGUUCUAAAGUAUCUAUGUGCAAAGUUUGGUGAAAAUGACAUGGAUUUCACUUUAACUGUGGAACGUCCUUAAUAGAGUAGAAUUCACUGAGCAAAAUGCCAAAAAUUUCAUCAAAAUUGGAUAACAAAUAACAAAGUUAUUGAAUUUUAAAGUCUAGCAAUAUUUUGUGAAAACAGUCGUCAUGAAUAUUCAUUAGCCCACCUAAUGAAUAUUCAUGACGACUGUUUUCACAAAAUAUUGCUUAACUUUAAACUUCAAUAACUUUAUUAUUUGUAAUCCGAUUUUGAUGAAAUUUUCGGCAUUUUGCUCAGUGAAUUCUACUUUAUGUAUUAAGAUAUAAAUAUUUCCAGCAAGGACUAUCCCUUUAAAGGAGAAUCCAACCAGAUAAGAAAAACAGAAUGUAGAAAACUUGUAAGAAAUCGUACAAGGCAUAAGAAAGUAAUUCCAAAUUGGCAUUUUGGUAUUUUGACAGGUGUAGGGAUAAUUUUCCCAUCUAUAGGCUGUGUGCAUGUACUUAUGGCAUCACCAAUUUGAACUCUCCAUAGGUACAUGUAUAGUCACAAUUUGAAUUUAUGCAGCUUUUUUUUUCAUUCACAGUAUUGUUAAAAAAAUAUAUAAUAAUGUUUUUCUCUGAGAACAACUUUCCAUCUGGUUUGGAUUCCACUUUAAUGACAAAGUAGGCCUUAUAGUCAUUCAUAUCUCUUGUUGUGUUAUACAUUUAAUAUACAAUAAUCUAUGAAUUUUGUAUUGAAAUCUAUAUUUUAGAGAGGUUUUCGUAUAAUAAACUAUCAUGGCAGUAUAUCUGAUCUGAAGUCUUAAA